Molecule: messenger RNA, 642 nt
Organism: Henningerozyma blattae CBS 6284
Lineage: Eukaryota; Fungi; Ascomycota; Saccharomycetes; Saccharomycetales; Saccharomycetaceae
Gene: RSM10
Product: mitochondrial 37S ribosomal protein uS10m
Exons: 1
Coding region: 1-642 (213 amino acids)
Biological process (GO): translation
Cellular component (GO): small ribosomal subunit; ribosome; mitochondrion
Molecular function (GO): structural constituent of ribosome
Source: RefSeq, a predicted model, not a curated record
AUGUCCACCAAGAAGGAAAUUAAUGAAAUUGGUAAACAAUUUUUAAAUGUUAAAUGGGAUAAACCUUUACCUAUUAAUGUUGAAUCAUUAUAUUUUGCACCAUUAAAAAUUGAACCUAAACAUCAUAAUUUAAUUGCCAAUUUACAACUUAGAGCUUAUGAUUAUGAAAACCUGGAUUUUUAUUGUGAUUUUAUUCUUAGAUGUGGGUUUUAUUUAGGUAUACCAUUAACUGGUCCUAAGCCAUUACCAAUUAAACGUGAAAGAUGGACUGUUAUAAAAUCACCAUUUGCAAAUGCCAAGAAAAAGGAGAAUUUCGAAAGAAAAACAUAUAAAAGAUUAAUUAGAGUUUGGGAUACAAAUUUGGAUCUUUUACAAUUUUUCAUUGCUUAUAUUUCUAAAUAUGGGAUCACUGGUGUUGGAUUAAAAUGUAAUAUUUUUGAAUCAAUGAGUUUAGAAGAAUGUAAUAAUGAAAUUCAAAAUAAACCUUCCACAUCACAAAUCAAUUCUAAUCAAGUUGAUUUAUUGAAUGAUUUAUUCACUACGACCCCAGAAUCGAUCAAGAUUCAAAAUAAUGAUGAACGUAUUUCUUUGAGAGUGAAAGAAAUUUUAGAAAAUCCAGAAUUUAAGAAAUAUUUAAAAUAA